CGCGCUGAGGCUGCGCAGCCGCAUCCAGCGUUCACGUCGUGUUGUUGUCCAGCAAUUGUUCUCCUACGUCUGCAAAACUACAACUUAAACCUGUUUAAACAGCAAACCGGGCCUGAAUGUACAGUAUUCCUUUAUCAUUGUGGGGCAGCAAUGGUGACCAGGGUGGCCGUGGUAACGGGUGGUAACAAGGGCAUCGGCAAGGCCAUCGUCCAGGCUCUCUGCAAGCAGUUCGAGGGCGACGUUUACCUCACGGCCAGAGAUGAGGGGCGGGGUCGGGACGCCGUGGCGUCCUUGUCCUCCGAGGGACUGAAGGUCAACUUCCAUCAGCUGGACAUCAACGACGUCGGCAGCAUCACCAAAGCGGCAGCCUUCUUCAAAGACAAGUAUGGUGGUGUGGACGUGCUGGUCAACAACGCCGGCAUCGCUUUUAAAGUGGCGGACACGACUCCGUUCGCUACCCAGGCGGACGUCACGCUGAAGACCAACUUCUUUGCCACUCAAGACAUGCUGACCCACUUCCUGCCUCUGGUCAAGGCUGGAGGCCGCGUGGUCAACGUGUCCAGCUUCGUCAGCGUGCGCAGCUUGAGCCAGUGCAGCCCGCAGCUGCAAGAGCGUUUCCGCAGCGAGGACAUCACCGAGGAGGAGCUGACGGGACUCAUGCGACGCUUUGUGGACCGCGCCAAGAAAGGAGAGCACAAGCAGGACGGCUGGCCUGAGACGGCGUACGGCGUGUCCAAGAUCGGAGUCACGACUCUGUCCAUGAUCCAAGCCAGGCGUGUGUCCAAAGAGAGACCAAACGAUCAGAUCCUGGUCAACGCCUGCUGUCCUGGCUGGGUGCGCACAGACAUGGCCGGACCCAAAGCCACCAAGUCUCCAGAGGAGGGCGCUGUGACACCCGUCUACCUGGCCCUGCUUCCUGCUGGAGAGACGGAGCCUCACGGCAAGUUCGUGUCGGACAAAGCGGUCCACGCCUGGUGAAGGCCAGCUUCGGGAACCAAAUUUUAUAUUUUAUAUAAGCUUUGAAAUCCAAAUAAAAGACAUCAAGAUGAA
Molecule: messenger RNA, 1050 nt
Organism: Dunckerocampus dactyliophorus (ringed pipefish)
Lineage: Eukaryota; Metazoa; Chordata; Actinopteri; Syngnathiformes; Syngnathidae
Gene: cbr1
Product: carbonyl reductase 1
Exons: 7
Coding region: 151-978 (275 amino acids)
Molecular function (GO): carbonyl reductase (NADPH) activity
Source: RefSeq, a predicted model, not a curated record